AGUGGCUGUGGGGCAAGUUGCGUGCUGGCCCACUCUGAGGCUCCGAGGGUUUGGAAGUUAGCGGCUGGAGGGGGUCCCGCUCGGGUUCGGUGUCGGUCGCGAUUCCUCGCGCGCUUCCUGGUCCGCGCUGUGCGGCCUCCCGCCCUCGGGCAGCGUGGGGAGCUCUCGAAAUACCCUGGAAGUCCUUGGAAGACUUUUAAGAUACAGAAGAUAGAGGGAAGGGGUCUUCUGAGCUUUUCUGCUCCUAAAUGGCUACAGAAUCAAGAAAGCCUUCUUCAGCCCCAUCUCCACCAGACCAGGCUCCUGAAGAGGACCUUGUCAUUGUCAAGAUAGAGGAGGAUCAUGGUUGGGAUGAGGAAUCUAGUGUGCAUGAGAAUAACAUACCUGGCCAAGAACUAUUUCGCCUACGCUUCAGACAGCUCUGCUACCAGGAGACAUUAGGACCUCGGGAAGUUCUGAUCCAGCUCCGUGCACUUUGCCAUCAGUGGUUACGGCCAGACUUGAACAGCAAAGAGCAGAUCCUUGAACUGCUGGUGCUGGAACAGUUCCUGACCAUCCUGCCUAAGGAGCUGCAGACUCUGGUUAAGGAGCACCAGUUAGACAAUGGAGAAGAGGUGGUGACCCUGUUGGAGGACCUGGAAAGGCAGAUUAAUGUCCUAGGGCAACCAGUCUCAGCUCAUACACAUGGGCACAGAGUACUCUGGGAUGAAGUCAUACCUUCAAAAUCUGCAUCAGAACCUCCAAGUAUUCAUGUCCAACCCAUGGCAACCAUGCCUAAAUCUCCUGUGCCCCAGAAGCCACACGACAGAGGAGAGAGGCCAGAUUUCACUUAUAAAGCCAUGUCUUCUUCUCAGAAACCUACUCCUUCCCAAAAAGGAAGUUCUGGAGAUCAGGAGGUGACAGCUAGACUUCUCACUGCAGGGUUCCAGACUUUGGAAAAGAUCGAAGACAUGGCUGUGUCUCUUAUUCGAGAGGAAUGGCUUCUUGAUCCAUCACAGAAGGAUCUGAAUAGAGAUAACAGACCCGAGAAAUACAGAAAUAUGUUCUCCCUGGAUGGUGAGACCAGGAAUGAGAACAAGGAACUAUUUUCAAAACAGGUAAUAUCUCCCAGAAUCCAGCCACAUGGAGAGGCAACUGCCAAGUGCAACGGGGAUAUUAUCGUGGGUCUUGAGCAUGGAGAAACCCAAGACCUUCUGGGCAAGUUAGAGAGGCAUCAGGGAAAUCACACACAAGAGAAACGACAUAAAUGUGAUGAAUGUGGGAAAAGCUUUGCUCAGAACUCAGGCCUUGUUCGCCACUGGAGAAUACACACUGGAGAGAAACCCUAUCAGUGUAAUGUGUGCAGUAAAGCCUUCAGUUACAGGUCAGCCCUUCUUUCCCAUCAGGAUAUCCACAACAAAGUGAAGCGCUAUCACUGCAAAGAAUGUGGUAAGGCCUUCAGUCAGAACACAGGCUUGAUCCUGCACCAGAGAAUCCACACUGGGGAGAAGCCCUAUCAGUGUAAUCAGUGUGGGAAGGCCUUUAGUCAGAGUGCAGGCCUUAUUUUGCACCAAAGAAUCCACAGUGGGGAGAGACCAUAUGAAUGUAAUGAAUGUGGAAAAGCAUUCAGUCAUAGUUCACACCUCAUUGGACAUCAGAGAAUUCACACUGGGGAGAAGCCCUAUGAGUGUGAUGAGUGUGGGAAAACCUUCAGACGGAGCUCACAUCUUAUUGGCCAUCAAAGAAGCCACACUGGGGAGAAACCCUACAAGUGCAAUGAGUGUGGGAGGGCCUUCAGUCAGAAGUCAGGCCUUAUUGAACACCAGAGAAUCCAUACUGGAGAAAGACCCUAUAAGUGUAAAGAAUGUGGGAAAGCUUUCAAUGGGAACACUGGUCUCAUUCAGCAUCUAAGAAUACAUACUGGGGAAAAACCCUACAAGUGCAAUGAGUGUGGGAAAGCCUUUAUUCAGAGAUCAAGUCUCAUUCGACAUCAGAGAAUCCACAGUGCAGAAAAGCCUGAAACCACAGGCGUUUAGGAGAAGCUUUGGCUGUAGUUUGAGCUUUAUUCAGCAUUAGAGAAACCAUGUAAUAGUGGAAAAGUCUAGUAGAAAAGGGCAGAAUCUGUAGCUGUAACAAAGCUAAGAAUAGCAUUUGGCUAGUUUGGGCCCAAUCCCUGAUAGGAGUUGAUUAGUUUGACUGUCGUUGGGGUCACCUGAUGACACAGAGCCUUAGCAGCUUAGUAUAGUCUUUAGAAUUACAGCAAAUUGCUUAUUGUGACUUGAAACACUAUAUUUUAUCUUUCCUAAGAGUAGCUAUAAGGAGAGAGGCCACUCCUUCAAGCUUCUCUGUUUCUUCCCAUUUCCUGUGGUCCUUUUUUAUCAUCCAUAAGGUGCCCUGGUAAAUCCUAAUCUAACAGCUGCUUGAGUCCAAGGCAACCUCAACAAGACUAAGAUUUGUGUUUGACUUUUUUAAUAUCCGAUUUAGAAAUUGUAAGACAUUUAAAUUGUUCUAAUACUCCUAGAUGAUAAAUAUCCAUAUUCCUCUACAAACUUAAUGCUAUAUUUUUAACAGCCCUGUAGCAGUUUUCUUCAUUUAGAAUCUUUACUGACUCCAUUGAGUCCCUGAGCAUCUGUACAUAUCCUUCACCACCCCCAGUCUCAGUACCUGUGUCAACAAAGGAAGUGGACGCAUUAGUGAUGAUGGUGGGCGUGAUGGAAAGACAGAGGUGAGUGGAGACUCAGCCUGGCUAUUCUUGAGCAUGGACAGUUGUUUCUCAAGGUGACUUCUGACUUUCCUUCCACCUACCCAUUAUACACUGUGGUUUCAAAAAUAUUUGCACUAUCAAAACUUUGGCACACAUAAAAGACAGAGGUGCUUGAAAGAGACAUUAAAAAUCCUUACAAAGAAUGUUCAUCAUCCCUCUUGGCCCAUUACAGUACUGCUCUCAGGUUUCUAUCAGUCUAUAUAAAGUCACUGACUUCAUGAUGAGCUUGGACCGACUUGCUUAGAUGGCCACUACAGAGCCGUCAUUAUCUUCCAUCUGUUUCCUUCCAUUCACAUAUCUCCAGUAUCCACCGUGGUAAUCUGUCAAAUACCCAACUCUGACUCCUCAUUCUUCUACAUUCUGGUAUACUCCAUUAGUCAUCUAACAACAAAAAUACACUAUUACACUCAUUGUCACCAGGCACUGUAUUUUACCUCAAAGGCUUUUAGCAUAACAUAGAAUACUGUAUAUGUAAAGUAAUGAGACUGGUUUUAAAGGAACACAUCAGAUCUUGUACAUCUAAAAUGUAGUGUCUUUUCAAUUGAAUAAUUAUAUUUACUACUUAAUAAACACUUGUUAAAAUGCAUAUUCUAAAGUACUAUGAUUCUAGUAGUGCUACUAAUCACUACUGAGAGGCAAAUAUUGGGAACAAUCUUAGAAUUCUCAUGUAAUGAGCAAGAAAACCAUCUGUUACUAUUACUUUUAUUUCAUGUUUGACCAUUUGACUAGACAUGGGCUUGGAGUUGAAUAACUUUUGCUUUGCAACAUUAAUCCUCACACUUAAAAUUAUUCCAUUGUUCUUACUCAGAAGACACAUCAGUAGGUUCUGAUGAAAUCUCUGAAAAAAAUAAUUCCACACCGUGACUGUCCUGAAAAGGAUCAUCUUCGUUUCUUUGAUUAACUUUCUCAGAACAGACCUCUCCAUUAUUCGUUAAUUUUUUAUCCUCCGUCCUGUCCUGUUUGCUUCCUUCCUAUUUAAUACAGAUUAGGUUCCCAACUCCUCUCUAGCACUCCUCACUGAGCCAUCUCUCCAGCCCCAAUAACUUUUUUUAAAGACGGGGUUGCACAUGUUUAAGAAACCAGAAGCAGAUAAAUCUGCCUAUAUUGAGACCCUUGCUUCCUGCUUGAGUUGUGCCUUACCCUCUAUAAGACAGGGUAUCGGCAUAGGUAAGUUCUAUGUUAUGCGGAAGUUACAUAGGGUGAGUACAUUUUCAGAGCAGUUAGAUGUCUGCAUGUGUGCAUAGAUGCAUGCCCACUUCUUUCGUAUACUUUUGUGCAGCACCUGCUUUGAUUUCUAAUAAAAUUGCCCUUUAUGCAUUUGUACCCAGAGUAACAUUAGCAGAUACUUCAGCCUCAGGAUUACUAGGCAUCUGGCAGAAGUCCAGAGAAAAGAAAAUAUAAUCAGGAAGAUUAAUUACUGGGUUGAAUGUGGAAAAGAAUGAUCAUUUAAAAACCAGUUAAUGGAGCCAUUAUGGUGAGGCACAUUUUUAAUCAUAGCACUGAGGAAGCAGAGGCAGAUGAGCCACCCUGGACUGCAGAGCAACCCAGCCUUGAAUGUAGUGAGACCAGUCUCAAAAAAAAAGGUAAGUGAGGCUGCAAACAUGGCUUAGAGGUUAAGAGUGUGGACUGUUCUUGCAUAGGACCAUUGAGUUUAGUUCCCAACACACAUGUUGGGUGGCUCGAAACUUCCUGUAACUCCAGCUCCAGGGGCAUCCAACAUCUCCAGCCUGCACACAGAUACACAUAAAUAUAUACACAUAAACAUAAUUACCAAUAAUAAAAUUUAAAUGCGUUAUCAAAGGUGAUUUAAUACAUGUAUAGAACAGGCCAAGUGUUACAGCAUGUGACAAUAGAAAAGGCUGUGGAGUCUUUGAAGAAAUACAUAGACGUCAUUGUUAGUUUUCAAUUCACCAAGCAUUAAGUUUAAUUUAAUUCAGUGUCAUUCAUUAACCCUUUAUCCUGUAGUGUCCCAAUUUUUCUGUCCUUCUGAAAUGAAUUGUUCACCAGCACUAUCUUCUCCCGUCUUCAGCUGCUCAUUUAAGAUGUGGCUGUAAAGUGGUUUUUCCUAACUUACUUGCUAUCAGCAUACCACUGAAAGAAACCUCUCAGGUUUCAAAGAAUUUCUCCAUGAAGCCAGGUUAGUACUCAGGAAUGUGGUGAUUGACUCUAACAUGGACCAAUAUAGCUUCACUCUUGUUUCUACACCCCCAGAAUGAUAGCUGACAUUGUUGUUUUGUUUUUCAGCAGUUGCCAUGAACCAAACCCUAAGUUAAAUAUUUAUCCUACUUAAGACUAAUAUCACCACUACAUGCCCCAUCUGUACAAGAUAAAACAAAAGCCUAGGGAACUAACUAACAUAACAUAGCCAGCAAAAGACAAGAUUCUAACCCAUAAGCCUGAUCCUAGAGCCUGUGGUGACCACUGUACUUUACUACCAACUGACUAAAUUCCAACCAGUCAGAUGAAACCAUGUAUCCUUGGUCAUAAGAGAUACUAGGUAAAAUAAAGUGUAAUAGUAUAGUGUGGAUCCAUUGCAAUUACUGGAAUAUUGGUUUAAAAUACUAUUUGGGGUGAGAUCAUCUUUAGACUUGGAUAUUCUUGAUUCUUAGUACAAAAAAGUUAUUAUGUCAAUAAAACAUGCUUAAAUGUGUAACUAGGAAGGUAAAGCAGUAACAACUUAGUGAUACAAAUACAUUUCUCUGUGGACUGCCUUAAGGAAAGAGGAGUAGAUUCCAGGUUGGGCAGAUGGACAGGUGCCAAUAGUAAGUUCAUCCACAGCCUACAGUAAGAAACCAUUUAAACUUCUUGCCUGUUUCCAGUCACCAUUCUGUGUGUCUUUUGUUUUUCUUGAUUUUUUUUCAAGUGUGUUAUUCAUUUUAGCCCAUUUCUGCCUUAACUCUUACUGUUUUUUCAUAGUGUUCCACUAAAAUGUACAUGGAAUUGCCAGUGUAUAAAUUAAGACGUUGUAUUGUCAUCAUUCUUAAUCUCAUUUAUACUUCACAAUGUUGAGUUUCCCAAUAUGUGAUGACUAUUCUUGGUUGUAAUCUUGAGUACUAUUAGGUUAUUGGUAGGCAGCCAUUGUUGAACUACCUGGACCGUAAUUUGUAAGCCAUCUCAUACAUCCCCUUUAUAUGUAUUUUUUUUUAUUCUGUAAGUUCUGUUCUUCUAGAAAAUCCCAAGUAAUACAGAUUUUCAUACCAGAAGUGGUUUUCAAGCAAUAGAAGUAUUAAGGUGAUUUUUUUUUAAGUAUUUGGAAUAGGUUUUCCAAUUUGCAAAUACCUACAGUUACUGAAGUCUCUCAGAAACUCAGAAUAUUGAAAGCCCAUGCUGUGAACUGUUUUACAAACUAACAGGGACAAAUGCAUUUGAUUAUCCUCAUUAUCCAGCUGUGAGAGGCAAGAGACUUGGUGAGUCUGUAUAUAAAACUUUUGAAAAUUUGUAGAAAAAUAAAGGAAAUGAUGAUAGUGGUUGGUUCCUGCUUGCAUCUCUGAAUAAAUUGACAAAAGGAAAAGAAUGCACUGCUUGAUAAAAUUAGCCAACUUCUAGCAUCUCAGUGUACAGUGAAAUAGUUGGCCAGCUCCAGAUACACAUAACAGUCAAAAGGUUUCUAAGUGUACCCUGGAAGAGAAUCUUCCCUCCAGCAAUCACAGCUCAAAUUGUGGACAAUCAAACCAAAGCCCUCAUUUAAGGUUGGCCAAAUGACAAAAAAAACUGAAGUCCCGGCCUCAGAGACUGUCAGUGGUUAAAGUAAGAGAGCAUGAAUUGGUAAAGAAUGGGAUCUGUAACUUGGUGUGGAGAUGUGUGGUAGGAUCCUGUUGAGGCUCAGAACUUUGAACCCUCAAAUUCCCAUGGGUUUACUUCUCCUAAUGGAAUAGUCUCUCUACCCUCAGCAGAUGUACUCUCACCCCUCAAAUAUUUCCUUUUUUGUUUUUGAGGAAAUACAGAAUGGGUAGUUAAGGAAGGUAGUUACAAAUACCAACUAUGGCCAUGUGGCCAGUUAAAGAAAUGAGGGUUACUGUUUCUUCAUAUUUUGUUAAGAAUUUGUACAAAUAUUUGUGUUUUCUUUCCUCAAUUUCUUUAUCAUGUAAUGUAAUAUCAAUUAAGAGAAUACCUGUAGUUACCAUAUUUAAGUUUUGAGAUACCAAAAGAAUGUUCCUCUAGGGAUAUUGCCAUUUAUUCUAGACUUAAUGCAUUUGAGGUAGUACAAGAUAUAGUUUUAUCACGUUAGGUGCAGUUAUGAUCUGAUUAAAUAUAUAAUGCAUUUGCAAUUGUACAUGGGAUAGUUAUGCAAUGUAAGGUCGUGAAUUAUGACCUGGUUAUUAUUUUCAUUUGGAAAUUAAGCAUGGCAUCAGAAGAUACGAUUGUGUGUUAAGUUGACAAAGGCUAGAUUUCAGAUGAUUCUUCUUGGUUGUCAGCUUGACUACAUUCAGAAUUAACUGAAGCCAAACUGCUGGGUACACCUAUGAGGAUUUUUUUUUCUUAAUUAAAUCAUUUCAAGUGAAAAAAAAUACUUUCUUUUAGCCUGGAUCUUUUGAAGUUGGAAGAUCCACCUUUAGUCAGGGCCACACCUUCUGAUGGCAGCCAAUAUAAGGACAUGGAAGAAGGAAACUUUUGCUAUUGUUUCCUUGCUCUUGCUAGUAAGUCCAUGCCUUCAGUAGAGUUAGAGCCUACUUCAGGAUCUGGGAUGUUAUGAAGAGCAAAUGAGAUGUCCAUCCUGACUCUAGGGCUUUCCUUUCAUAGACUGCCAUUGUUCUCUCUGGACCACAGCCUAGAAGCUACUCUAAUGAAUUCCCUUUCUCUACGUAUGUGCAGAUUCAUUCUACAAGAUCUGUUGUCUAGAGAACCUUAACUAAUGCACCAUACUUUAAGAAUUCUCCUUUCCUUGUCUUAGGGUAUUUUUUGAUCAUUUCUCAUCUAUAUCUGGCUCUUGUAAAUUAGCCUUUUUUUGUCCUCUCUACUAAAAAUAAUCUCUGUAUUUUGUUUUUACUUACUUUUCUGUGUCCCUGUUAAUCUGUUUUAUUACUUCAUGUAUUUGAAUAACUUCAUAUUUUCCACUUUGUAUGUCAUCUCACUGCUUGGGGAAUUUUCCUCAGGUACCUACACACCCUGACAUUUGAAACCAAAACUCACCAUUCUUCUCCCUAAAUUUUUAUUUUCUUUUCAAAUAAGCAUCCUUGCCUAAUUGCUCUACCCUAAAAUUGAAUCAUUGUUUCUCAUCCCUACUUUGACAUUAUCCUUCAUUCUUUUCUGCCUUCCAUUCCCUGAUCUAGAACCUUGUUGAUUUUGCUCAUGUUCUUCUUGAAGUUUGUUUUUGUGGUUACAUAGUUUUUGUUUUAUAUUUCUACCAUACCCUUAUAGCCUUCCACAUAGAUCUCCAUCAUGUGAGCUCAGGUUAUUAUGAUUUCCUUCAGUUUUCUUUUCAGAAUAUCCAACUUAUAUAACACUUCAAAAAUGACCUUCAAUCUCCAUAUUUAUGGUAUCUCAUUUUUCUCAGUCCCCAGUGAUACUUCUCACUAGUGUUCCAUAACCUUGUUCUCCAUUCAAGCCUCAACUUUCAUUACUCUCUAACAUGUUUACCUUGGUAUAUCACAUUCAAACCUCCUACAGCUCUCUAGUGUUAUCUUACAAGCCUUUUGCCUCUGUGCCUUCCUCUCAUGCUAUGUUGUUGUUGUUGUUGCUGUUGUUGUUGUUGUUGUUGUUGUUUUUGUUUUUCUUAGAUAACUCUUUGGCUAUACCUUCUGUUAUCACUCUUCAAAAUUUGCUCCUUCACGUCUUUUGAGACAGCGUCUCCUGAUUGAGUUUGCCUCACACCAGCAUCUUCCCUUAUUCUGUUCUGCCUGAGCACAUAACUUUCAAGUUUGUACUGUGAUCCAUGUACUCAUUACUACCUUGCUCUGCAGUUUUCUAGCCGUCUGUAUAGUAGUAUCACAUCUGUAUUAAUCCAAGAUUAAACUGUAAGCUCCUUGAGGGCAGGGAUGAUAACUGUAACAUUUCUAUCACUGCACUCUUCUUAGUGCCUAGUACAGUGCUGAGCACACAGUAGGUGUUUAAUAAAUGCUUGUUAAAUU
Molecule: messenger RNA, 8811 nt
Organism: Rattus norvegicus (Norway rat)
Lineage: Eukaryota; Metazoa; Chordata; Mammalia; Rodentia; Muridae
Gene: Zkscan8
Product: zinc finger with KRAB and SCAN domains 8
Exons: 6
Coding region: 249-2015 (588 amino acids)
Biological process (GO): regulation of DNA-templated transcription
Cellular component (GO): nucleus; cytoplasm
Source: RefSeq, marked validated